Solanum tuberosum (potato) is the source of this 1349-nucleotide messenger RNA. Its product is annotated as adhesive plaque matrix protein-like. The record is from RefSeq and is a predicted model, not a curated record. Lineage: Eukaryota; Viridiplantae; Streptophyta; Magnoliopsida; Solanales; Solanaceae. The coding region runs from base 22 to 1287 and encodes 421 amino acids. The transcript has a single exon.
CUUAGAAUCCAAUUCUUCUCAAUGGGAAGCCAAAUGAAGAAGCAAUUUGCUUGUGCUUUGGCCUUUUUCUUGAUUGCCACAUGCACUACGGCAUAUUCACCUUAUUCUUAUGGAUCAUCAGAUUCAACAUACAGUAAAGUACCAACCACAGUAGUCAAAACUGAAGACAUCAAGUCACCCUCAAAGUCAGAAAAGGAAUAUAAGGAGUCAUUUUUGCCAAAAAAUGAUUACUACAAGAAGCCAUUAGUUUCAGAAGAUAACUAUAAGAAAGUACCAUUUGUUUCCGAACAGGAAUACAAGGUUCCAUUAUUGCCAAAGAAUGACUACAACAAGAAGCCAUCAUAUUCAGAAGAUAACUACAAUAAGGUGUCAUAUGUUCCAGAGGUACCCUCGAUGGAUAAACCAGCAUAUAAGGAGUCAUUUUUUCCAAAAUUUGACUACUUCAAGAAGCCAUCAGUUCCAGAAGAUAACUACAAGAAGGCGUCAGAUGUUCCAAAGGUACCCUCGAUGGCUAAACCAGAAUAUAAAGAGUCAUUUUUUCCAAAAUUUGACUACUUCAAGAAGCCAUCGAUUUCGAAAGAUAACUACAAGAAGGCGUCAGAUGUUCCAGAGGUACCCUCGAUGGCUAAACCAGAAUAUAAAGAGUCAUUUUUUCCAAAAUUUGACUACUUCAAGAAGCCAUCAGUUCCAGAAGAUAACUACAAGAAGGCAUCAUAUGUUCCAGAGAUACCUUCAAUGGCUAAACCAGAAUAUAAGGAGUCAUAUUUGCCAAAAUUUGACUACUUUAAGAAGCCAUCAGUUUCAAAAGAUAGCUACAAGAAGGUAUCAUAUGUUCCAAAGGUGCCCUCAGUGCCUAAAGAAGAAUACGAGGUGUCUUCUUUGCCCAAGAAUGACUAUUACAAGAAGCCAUCAAUUUCAGAAGAUAACUACAAGAAGGUGUCACAUGUUCCAAAAGCACCCUUAGUGCCUAAACCAGAAUACAAGGUGCCAUCUUUGUCAAAGAACGAUAAUUACAAGAAGUCAACCGUUCCAGAAGAUAGCUACAAGAAGGUGUCAUAUGUUCCAGAGGUACCCUCAUUUGCUAAACCUGAAUACAAGGUGCCUUCUUUGUCAAAGAAUGAUUACUACAAGAAGUCAUCAGUUCAUGAAGAUAACUACAAGAAGGUGUCAUAUGUCCCAGAGGUACCCUCAGUUGCUAAGCCUGAUUACAAGGUGCCUUCUUUGCCAAAAAAUGACUACUACAAGAAGCCAUUACCUUCUCCAUCACCACCACCUCCAUAUUAUUAAAUUUUCAUCUUUCAUGUUGAACAUGUAGGUUUCAUUCAAGUCCUUCUCCAGCUCAACAUAUA